This is a messenger RNA of Macrosteles quadrilineatus (aster leafhopper), 1617 nucleotides long. RefSeq lists its product as uncharacterized. The record is from RefSeq and is a predicted model, not a curated record. Bases 1 to 1617 code for a protein of 538 amino acids. The transcript has 3 exons. Lineage: Eukaryota; Metazoa; Arthropoda; Insecta; Hemiptera; Cicadellidae.
AUGGCCGAGAAAGGUUAUAAUUUAAGACCCAACCGUAAAAAUUCUAACCUAAACCCAAAUUACGACUACGACUACAACAACACUGACAGCGAGAGCGAGAUUGAAGAAGAAGGUCGCCAUCGUGAUGACAUCACACGCACACAACAAAACACACAGAACAAAAAACACAUCCACAGCAAACAUCACAACACACAGAGGAUGAAAGCAACGAGUCCAUGGACCAAUCAGACACUAGUAUUCCCAUUCCUACAAAUCGAAAUAAACUCAAUUAAGAUCACUCAGACAACACAAGCUGAGGAAAUCAUUAAACUUAAUGAAAAACUCACACAAAAAAUUGAUGAAUCACAAGAUCAAAUGAGACAAUUCGUCAUUGAUAAUCUUACACAACAACAAUUAAUAUCUGAUAAUAAAAAUCAACAGAGACAAAAUGACAUCCUAUCUGCUGUCAAAACACAAUUGGUAAUGCAUGAACAGAAUUUUGACCAAAAAAUUGAAGAACUUUCUCAACGAACCAGGCAAGAAUCCGAACAGAAUUCUAAAGCUAAUUUGACCAUCAUACAAAACGAAAUUCUCCCAAAACUCACCAUCCAAAACAAAACUUUAGAAUCUCAGCAAGCUGAAAUCCAAAGUUUAAAUCAAAAUCUGACUAAAUGUGAACAAGAAGUGGAAACCCUCAAACAGAGCAAAACAUUUGAAAAAUUCCAAGGCCCAAUCAAAAUUAUAUGCAAUGGAAAUGAAGAGAAAGACCGACAAAUACCAAAAUUCAACGGCCGAAGUGGCAACCCAAAAGAAUAUCUUAAUAAAUUGAAAAGAUAUUACGACAGAGGACUUGAGCGAAACAGCAAUUAUGACCCGAUUGAAUAUCUCAAAGACCUGCUAGAAACUUCAUUCGAAGGUCCCGCCUCAAGAUGGCUACAACUUGUUAAGACCGACUUAAGUUCCUGGGAACAAUUUUCCAACGAAUUCGAAGCUAAAUACUGGUCAAGAGAAGUACAACGCAGCUUAAGAGCCAAAAUUGAAUCAGAAAAAUAUCGGUCAAAUGGUACCCUCAGCCGCAGCGAAUACCUUACAGAACGUGUAAUUUCACUCCAAUCUAUGAGCCCUUGCCUAACCGAAGAAGAAAUCGUGACACUGAUGGCAGAGAUAUUUGACUCCAUCGUACAAGACUGCAUCAAUGUACAAAACAUCACCACCGUACGUGCAUUAGAAAGACUUCUACAACGUGAAGACCUCAAAGACGGACCAAAGAAGACACGCACCAACAACCAGAAUCACAACAGCUCAUCCAACAACCGACCGACAACUCCAAAUCAACAACCACACACCUAUAAAAGUUAUCCAAACCAUCAAAAUUACCGUCCUAACCACAAUCAUCCUACUUACGACCGAAACCAUGAAAACAAACCAUAUCAACGAGACAAAUAUCCUCCUCGUAACGGUGACAACAACCAACGGACCUACAGAAACCACCCAACCCAAGAACAAGCUCAGCUUUGCGCAGUAAUGAGACAAAAUAACUACGUGCCAAGUGCUCCUCCAAAUAACCAAUCAUCACACAGUUACGAGCCACAGACUCAUCCUGCACCAAAUAUACAGGAAAACGGUUCGGCGCUGUAA